Phyllopteryx taeniolatus (common seadragon) is the source of this 771-nucleotide messenger RNA. It is a transcript of the gene nudt2, whose product is annotated as nudix (nucleoside diphosphate linked moiety X)-type motif 2. Gene Ontology annotation, biological process: AMP biosynthetic process; ATP biosynthetic process. Gene Ontology annotation, molecular function: bis(5'-nucleosyl)-tetraphosphatase (asymmetrical) activity. Lineage: Eukaryota; Metazoa; Chordata; Actinopteri; Syngnathiformes; Syngnathidae. The transcript has 3 exons. The record is from RefSeq and is a predicted model, not a curated record. The coding region runs from base 127 to 576 and encodes 149 amino acids.
AAACAAACCGGAAAGGUUAUGUUUGUUCUCACAUCAGCACGGACUGGUUUCGGUGUGCACCUAUGCUCUGUGUCUUCGUGCCGAUGGGAAACAAGCUCCGAUAAGACAAACUUCGAUAAAUGAACUAUGGCGCUGCGAGCCUGUGGUUUCAUUGUGUUUCGACGUCUUGCAAGUUGUGCUCCUCCACCGGACAACAUAGAGUUCCUCCUCUUGCAGACCUCAUAUGGACAUCACCACUGGACCCCUCCUAAAGGCCAUGUGGACCGAGGUGAAGAUGACCUCACCACAGCUCUUAGGGAGACAAAGGAAGAGGCGGGCCUUGGCACAGAAGACCUUCAGGUCAUCGAGGGCUUCCUGAAGGAGCUGCGCUACGAGGUGAGAGGUCAACCCAAGGAGGUGCUCUACUGGCUAGCCGAACUCCGAGACCCGGGGACAGAGGUCACUCUGUCGGAUGAGCACCAGAACUAUCGCUGGGCCCACUUGGAGGACGCCUGCUCUCUGGCCCAGCACAAAGACAUGCAAGACACUCUGAGAGCAGCACAUAGACACUUGGAGGCUAAGCAGGACAAGCAGUGACACACGGGUAAUUUUAGGAUUGCAUUGUCAAGUACCUCCUCAAUAUUCUUAAUGAAAUGGGUUGGGUAAAUACAGGGGGUCUUUGGUUUACAACGGAGUCCCCUUCCAACAGCAAUUUUAUGUGUAAGUCGAAACGCACCGUAGUGUUAUCACUAACCCACACUAACAAAGUAAUAAAGUUAUAAUUACAGUAAA